AUAUGGCAAAAUUGUUAGGACUGUAGCCAUGGUACCUGAUCCCAACCAAGCCAAUCUUAUCGGAAUAGAGCUCCAUCCAAUGACAGCUCUCGAAAAGAUAGAAGAAGCAGGUCCAUCUCGCACAUCUACUGCCAAUGUUUUCCAAGAUCCAGAGGUGGGAGCUUCAGGGAACUUCAGUGAAAUGAGUGACAUUUACAGCUUUGGAGUGUUUCUUUUGGAGCUUGUAACUGGACAGCAAGCUGUGAAAAUAGGCUCAUUUGGAUCCAAUGAUACCUUGAUUCAAUGGGUACUAUCACAACUAAGUACAAACAAUUUUGUUGAUCGCCGGCUAGUGGGAACCUUCACCAUGGAAGGAAUCCGAGAUUUGAUCAGGCUGACACUACAAUGCAUGAGUUUCCCAGGAACUGGGAGGCCACAAAUGGACAUGGUCGUGCGUGGACUUGAACAGAUUCAUGAGAAAGAGAUGGCAUUAACAACAAUGAUGGGUGAAAGUACUGCAACAAUCACUCUAGGAAGUGAGCUAUUUGCUUCCAAAUGAAGAGAGGAAUUCAAGUUUCUGGUGUUGUUCCAGUUCAAGCCAAGCUUAAGCUUGAAAACUCCAGUAACAAACCCUGUUUUACCCU
This is a messenger RNA of Rubroshorea leprosula, 623 nucleotides long. Lineage: Eukaryota; Viridiplantae; Streptophyta; Magnoliopsida; Malvales; Dipterocarpaceae. The record is from the annotation of a GenBank genome assembly.